This is a messenger RNA of Priceomyces carsonii, 447 nucleotides long. RefSeq names its product Eaf6p (gene EAF6). NCBI's taxonomy places the organism in Eukaryota, Fungi, Ascomycota, Pichiomycetes, Serinales, Debaryomycetaceae. Bases 1 to 447 code for a protein of 148 amino acids. The record is from RefSeq and is a predicted model, not a curated record. Gene Ontology annotation, cellular component: NuA4 histone acetyltransferase complex. The transcript has a single exon.
AUGGACAAAUAUACGGCGGCUAAAGACCAGCUUACUCGACAGAUCGUGCAAAAGCAGGAGCUUGACGCUCGAUUGGCUAAGUUAGAAGACACUAUCUAUGAUAAAGAGACAGAAUACUUUAAUGAGAGCAUGUACGGAAAUAUAGUCAAAGGAUUUGACAACUUUGCGAAAAACAGUAGUGGAAGCUCUAACAAAAAGAGAUUGCAGUACACAGAUGAUGAUCAUGUGUUUAGUCUUAGUUCAUCUACCUUUGUUCGUGCGAUGAUGAAAAGGCAGGGAUUGGGUUCAAGCUCGAAAGAAGACUUUGAUGACUAUGAGGACACAGUGGAGCCAAUUCAACAGCCUCCGGCAAAUGGUACUUCUGCUACUUCCCCGAGCAAUUCUGCGAACACCCCAAAUUCAUCCACCCCAGGAAGAAAGAGAAAGGCAAGAACUUUCGAUGAUUAA